This is a messenger RNA of Aplosporella prunicola CBS 121167, 1293 nucleotides long. RefSeq lists its product as uncharacterized. NCBI's taxonomy places the organism in Eukaryota, Fungi, Ascomycota, Dothideomycetes, Botryosphaeriales, Aplosporellaceae. Gene Ontology annotation, biological process: glycoprotein catabolic process; protein deglycosylation; protein quality control for misfolded or incompletely synthesized proteins. The transcript has 2 exons. Bases 1 to 1293 code for a protein of 430 amino acids. Gene Ontology annotation, molecular function: peptide-N4-(N-acetyl-beta-glucosaminyl)asparagine amidase activity. The record is from RefSeq and is a predicted model, not a curated record. Gene Ontology annotation, cellular component: nucleus; cytosol.
AUGGCCCCGCGUCGAGGCCAUGCCUCUCCCUUUGAUGAGUCCAAGGCCAAGGAGUUGACCGACAAGUUUCGCCGCGUCCUUAGCACCAAGCGGAUGAACGACCUGAGCAGCCGUUCCCGCUCGCAGUCGCCCGCCGCUCCCUUGCCGGCCACCAAUGCUCCCCCGCCAUCCUACACGACCGCCGUCCGCAACAUCCCGUUGGUUCCCUCGGCUCCCCGUGACCCCCGGUCCCUGCGCUUCAAGAACAUGCUCCACUCGCUCUCCAACAUGCCCGUCAAGUGGGAGAACCCCGGCCUUCUCGACGACGCCCUGCGCGUCAUCCCCUUGGAACAGGUCUACGGCGAGGCUGAGGAGGAAAGCCAGAUCUUCAAGGCCGAGGCCGAGAGUCUCGGCUCCAACAAGAAGCCCGCAUGGGGCUACCAGGACUGCGUCAUCCGUGCACUUCUCCGUUGGUUCAAGCGUUCCUUCUUCAGCUGGGUCAACAACCCCAUCUGCACCUCUUGCGGCUCUCCCACGAUAGCCAUCGGCAUGGCGGCGCCCCUCCAGGAUGAGCAGGCCCGUGGCGCCACCCAAGUCGAACUCUACCGCUGCUCCCUCGACCAAUGCGGAUGCUACGAGCGCUUCCCUCGAUACAACGACGCCUUUGUGCUUCUUCAGACCCGGAGAGGAAGAUGUGGCGAGUGGGCCAAUUGCUUCAGCAUGCUGUGCCGUGCUGUGGGCUCUCGCGUCCGUUGGGUAUGGAACUCGGAGGACCACGUCUGGACUGAGGUGUACUCUGUGCACAGGAAGAGGUGGAUUCACGUCGAUGCCUGCGAAGAGGCAUGGGACAAGCCCCGGCUUUACACGGAAGGCUGGGGCAAGAAGCUCGCAUACUGCAUUGCUUUCUCCGCCGAUGGCGCUAUGGACGUCACCAGGCGAUAUGUGCGAAACAGGGCUUUCGCUCUUGAGAGGCAACGGGCCCCGGAGGCAGUGCUCCUCUACAUCAUGAACGAAAUCCGCGCAUUGAGGCGGUCCAACCUGUCCAAGCAGGACAAGUUCCGGUUAGAGGGCGAGGAUAUGUCCGAGGACCGGGAGCUGAGGAGGUACAUGAUCGCGUCCAUCGCACACGAAAUCUGCAAGAUCAACCCGGAGGACAUCAUCCGUGGAGGCCCGUCUCCCGCACGCCGCCCGGACCCCGAUACGCAGAAGGCGGCCGAAGGCAGGCAGUCUGGCUCCGCCGAUUGGGUCCGUGCAAGGGGAGAAGGUGGGAGGAGCACUCCCAACCAGCAGAACCACCAGCAGCCUCCUAGGUGA